Molecule: messenger RNA, 4551 nt
Organism: Insectozyma verbasci
Lineage: Eukaryota; Fungi; Ascomycota; Pichiomycetes; Serinales; Debaryomycetaceae
Source: the annotation of a GenBank genome assembly
AUGGAGCCCGUAGAACAAGAAUCAAUAACUCCUGUUCAAAAUAAGGAACUCGAUGAAAUUGGUAAAUUGCUCAAUGAUAAAAAUAGCUUAAAUGGUUUGCUGAAUCUAUCUCACAAUUUUAAUUCAAGACUUUAUGGUAUUGAUCCAAAAACACUUGUUAUUAAUGAAUGUAUGAUUUUAGCUUCAGCAAUGAGGAAAACGAAUAGAUGGUCUCAAAAUGGGGUUGCUUCUUUAUUAUCAUCAAGUGAUAUAUUUGGUAAAGCAAAUACAAAUGUAAAUUAUAGUUUCAAUGAUGAUGAGGAUGGUCUAACAAAUGCAAUUGGUUCAACAUUAAGCCAUGGGCCAAAAUCAGAUAAAAAUCUACUUAUUGGAAGUAAUAAAUCGAAUAAUACUAAUAACAUUAAUAAUUUAAAAGGUACUCAUGACAAUCCAUUAUUAGCAUCAUUUUUACAAUUGAAAUCUAUAUUAAUUGAAUCUCAAAAUUUAUAUGAUAUUGAUAGUCUUACAUUAUUACAACCAUUUUUGCUAAUAAUUAAAUCAUCAUCUACUUCAGGAUAUAUUACUGGUUUGUCAUUAAGAUCAAUAUCUAAAUUUUUAACUUACAGUAUCAUUUCCUUUAAAUCUAAAAAUUUACAAUCUUCAUUGAUACAAAUUGUUUCAUCUUUAACUCAUUGUCGAUUUGAAGCUGCUGAUCAAAACUCUGAUGAUGCUGUUUUAUUAAAAGUUCUUAGAUUAUUAGAAGAUAUUAUUAAAAGUUCAUUAAGUUCUUGCUUACCUAAUGAGUUAAUGUCAGAAGUUAUUCAUACUUGUUUAUCUUUAGCUUGUAAUAAAAAAAGAAGUGAAGUUUUAAGACGAGCUGCUGAAAUGGCUAUGAUAUCGAUUACUGUUGAAUUAUUUACUAAAUUACAUGAAAUAGAACCAGAAUUGGAACAUGGAAAUGACGAUAUACAACCAAAUUUGUUAAACACUCAAUUGCCAGAAGAUUUAAUUGGUGGGACUAAUUUGAAAAGUUCUGAAAACUUAUCUACAAAUGAAUUUAAUGCAAAUGUAAGUGAUCAACAAAAAACUGAUACAUUAAAAGAGGAAUAUGAUUCAAAAGAGAAACCGUUUAGUAUUGUUUGUUAUAAUGAAUUUUUUGCAAUUUUAAUUUCAAUGAUAUCACCAUCAAAUCAAUUUCAUAACAUGGAGAGCUCAAGAGUUUUUGCUUUAUCAUUAAUAAAUUCUGCUGUGGAGGUUGCUGGAUUAGACAUAACAAAACAUUCGUCGUUAUUAACUAUGAUUUCUGACCCUAUUUCAAAACAUGUUUUACAAAUCAUCACAACUACCGAAUCAAUUUCAUUAUUGAAAGAAUCUUUACAAUUGUUCAGUACAAUUGCUAUUGUUUUGGGUAGAGAACUUAAACCACAAUUGGAAUUAUCGAUAACAUUAAUUUUUCAAUCAAUCUUACCUCCAAAUUCUAAGCAAUUGUCAAAAGAUAAUGAUUUAAAUGUGACUGCUAGAACUUCCAUAUCUAAAGAAGUUUUAAUUGAAUCUAUAAGUUUACUAUGGACAAGAUCAUCAAUAUUUUUCACAGAUUUAUUCAUUGAUUAUGAUUGUGAUUUUGAAAACUCAGAUCUUUCAAUAAAAGUAUUGGAUUAUUUAUGUCAAUUAUCCUUACCUGAAUCCGCUGUAAUCACUACUGAUAGUGUUCCUCCAUUAUGUCUUGAAGGUAUUUUAUCAUUUAUAUCUGGAGUUCAUGAAAGAAGUAAAACUAAAAGUAAAAUUGAUAAACCAUUACAUCAACUUAUAGAGAAUAGAAAUAAGAAAACUGCUUUUAUCAGAUGUACUGAAUCAUUCAAUAAAAAACCCAAAGAAGGAAUUAAAGCUUUGGCAAAAGAAGGGUUUUUGAAAGAUGAAAAUGAUUUGAAGGAAGUAGCAGAGUUUUUUUACUCAAAAUCGGGUCGUUUAAACAAAAAGAAAUUGGGUGAAUAUUUAACUGAACCAAAAAACAAAGAAUUAUUCAAUUAUUUCAUCAAAUUGUUUGAGUUUACAGAUUUACGUCCUGAUGAAGCUUUAAGGGUCAUGCUUAAAUCAUUUAGGCUACCUGGUGAGUCUCAACAAAUUGAUCGAACAAUGGAAGCUUUUGCAGAAUGGUAUGUUGAAUGUCAAAAAAAUUCUACAUCAGAGUCAAACGAAGAAGAAGAAGAAUCGGUAUUACCAGAUAAAGAUUCUGCAUUUGUUUUGGCUUUUUCCAUCAUUUUAUUAAAUACGGAUUUACAUAAUCCACAAGUUAAAAAACAUAUGCUGCUUGAAGAUUAUAAGAAAAAUUUGAGAGGAGUUUAUAAUGGAAAGGAUUUUCCUGAAUGGUAUAUUUCAAAAAUCUAUUCUUCAAUAAAGGAUAGAGAAAUUAUUAUGCCUGAAGAGCAUCAUGGUACUGAUAAAUGGUUUGAUGAUAUAUGGCACAAUAUGGUCUCAACUCAAAAUUUGAAACAAAUGCAUAAAACAGAUUUAGAGAAUAUUGAUUUGUGUCAGUUUGAUAAGGAAUUGUUUAAUAGUCUUGCUGAUACACUUAUAAAUACGAUAAUAAGAGUGUUUAAAGAAGCUACGGAUGAUCAUGUAAUAACCAGAUUAAUGUCUUCAGUUGAUAAAAUAGCUAGUAUUUGUUUACAGUAUGAUUUAAUUGAACCAGUGGAUAAAUUAAUUAGUAUUUUGGCUGAUUUGACAACCAUAACUACAAGUGACUUCAAAAAAGAUUAUUUAGAUGACAAUAUUCGUGAAAAUAUUCCAAUUACUCAAAUGAAUGUUGAAAAACAAGAGGGGGAGAUUUAUGUUAGUGAAUUGGCUGUUUGGUUCGGUCGUGACUUUAAGGCUCAAUUAGCAACAGUUGUUUUGUUCAGAAUUAUAAGGAGAAGUAAUUGUAAGAUUCAAAAUUCCUGGGAACACGUUUUGAAAAUUAUACUAAAAUUAUUUGAAUACUGUUUAAUUGAUCCUAAUUUGUAUAGUGAAUUCCAAAAGAAAGUAAAACUUGAUUCAUUACCAAAAGUAAAACCAGAAUAUCUGAUAAGGAAAACUAAACCAUUGAAUAAUUCAGGUCUUCUUUCAACAUUUCAAUCGUUUUUAAGAAGUUAUUCAGAUGAUCCUCCAGAACCAACCGAUGUGGAAAUUGAAUCAACUUUAUCGACUGUUGAAUGUGUGAAAUCGUUAAAUAUACCAAGUAUAUUUGCUAUGGUAUCCCAAUGUUCUUCAGAUAUUAUAAAAUCGUUUAUAACUAUUUUGCUAAGUUUAUUACCUGAACUUAAUAAUGACUCAAAAAGAUACUACGAGACUGAGUUAUUAUUUAUCUAUGAAGUAUGUGUCUGCUUUUGUUUAUUGUUAAAUGAUCAAUCGAUGAUGGGUAAGGUUAUUGAAAAAUUUCAAAUCAAUGGUUUAACUAAAAAGAGUCAGUUACGAAUGAAAGCUUAUGAUUUACUUUUAUUAAGGAAAUGCGAAAACAAAGAAAAACUAAUCACAGCAAUAACAAGUUUGAAGGAUCUCGAUAAAGAAUUGUUGAGUAAACAAGGUGGUCAAAUUUUUCAACCUUUAAUAUCUUUAAUUGAUGAAGAUUCAUGGUCUUGUAAAAUAUUAUUGGAUGAAGAGGAAUAUUGGAAAUCAUUACGAAUCUUUGGCUCAUUUCAAGUAUAUGCUGCUGAAAUAAUUAAUUUCUUGGAUAGUUUUGUUAAAAAUUCUACAAAAGAUAUCACUUUCAAAAAUUACGUAUUGUUAUUAGGAUUAUUAGAUGAAAUUUCAUCUUUGGGAGCACUUGGAUCUCAAUUUGAACAAGGAAAUGCAAAUUCAACGAAGGAUCAAAAUGCAAAAAAUAACGAUUAUUUUAAAGAUUUGAUUACACUUUCAAAGCAUUCAAUUGAUUUAACUGCAAUCUUGGUACCAUUAGUGAAAGAAGAUGAAUUCAAAGGUAAAGGAGUUGCUUAUUCAGCAAUUCAAGCAUUGGCUCAUCAAUGUUUUAAUCCUUGUCGUGAAUUAAGAGAAUAUGCUGUUAAAACGAUACAAAACAUUAUUUUAUCUUUUGAAUUUGAUUCUGAAGUGAAAAUCGCCGAAGUAUUUGAUUUUGGUUUAUUUCCUUUAUUAUUCGAAUUAACAAAACCUGAAGUAAUUCAAUCUGAUGUUAAUGGUUUUGAAAAAACUCAAUUUGAAUUGUUUAAUUUGGUAAGUAAAACGUAUUUAAAACAGUUCGAUUAUAUGACUGAUGAAGAUAAACAAAAUAUCUGGUUGGGUUUAAUGAACAGUUUACAAAAUUUUCAAAUAUUGGAUGAAAGUAAAAAAGGCAAAUAUUAUGAACCUAGUGCUGAAGUGUUGAAAAAUUUAGUUUUGGUUUUACAAAAUAAUCGAUUUUUAAUAGAAGAUCAUUCACAAAUUUAUAAUCAUUCAUGGAAUAUAAUCGAUAAAUUAACCCCAGGAUUAAGAAAAGAUUCAAAAAUUGAAGAAAUGUCAGCUGAGCAAAUUUCAAACGAUAGAAAAACAACUAAAGAUGGUUUAGAUGAUAUAGAAGAAGGUCAAAAAUCUGAUCAUAAAUAA